Molecule: messenger RNA, 1986 nt
Organism: Colletotrichum gloeosporioides
Lineage: Eukaryota; Fungi; Ascomycota; Sordariomycetes; Glomerellales; Glomerellaceae
Product: Non-reducing polyketide synthase ausA
Exons: 6
Coding region: 1-1986 (661 amino acids)
Biological process (GO): L-valine biosynthetic process
Cellular component (GO): mitochondrion; acetolactate synthase complex
Molecular function (GO): thiamine pyrophosphate binding; flavin adenine dinucleotide binding; acetolactate synthase activity
Source: RefSeq, a predicted model, not a curated record
AUGGAAUUGAACACAUACACAUACAAGCAUCUUCGAGAUGCGGAUUCGAUCGAAGCUGACGUUUACUUCAAGCACGGCGACUCGAGCAGCACGAAGCCUAUCGCCAUCUAUUACCACGGCGGAAACUUUGUAGUCGGUAACAAGGGCAUGAUCAGCCCUCAGUACAUCAAAGUGCUUCUCGACCUGGGCUUCGGCGCAGUGGUAUCUCCCAACUAUCGGCUCUCUCCGACAAUCUCAGCAUACGAUGGAGCAAUCGCAGACUCCAAAGACGCCUUCUCAUGGGUGCAGAACGACUUGCCAGUAAAGCUAGCCAAUGACGCCGGCAUUAUGCUGGAUGGCGAGCGAGUCGUGACUUGGGGUCAUUCUGCGGGAGGAACACUUGCUCUUCUUAUGGCCUCGAUGCCCAACCCUCCCAAGGCCAUUCUUGACUUAUUCGGCCUCAAGUACAUGGAAGACGAGUCUUUCGCUAAGCCUGCAAAGAUACCUCCCAUUGAGCUCCCAGAUGUGGAGUUCAGAAACAAGAUAUACGAAGACAAACCACCGCCGACAUCAGCCCCGCCGCCCUUUGGCCCAAAGGGACCUGACGUCUCGACCUACCGCGCUGCUUGGCUCAUGGGCAAGAUGAAGGACGGCACUUUCCUCCGAGAGGUCGUGUCGGACGGUAACUAUGGCAGGGUGGAGCCGGCCGGUUUGUUCUCGCCGUCCUUCCCGCCGACUUUCUUUGGGCAUGGAGGGGCUGAUUCGGCGGUGGACGUCAAAUUAGCGAAGAGGGCGCACAACGCUCUGAAAGCGGACGGGGUAGAUACGCAGCUUGUGGUUGUUGAAGAUGCGGACCAUGGUUUUGACAUCGGAAAGAUGCCCGGGGAUCCAGAAUAUGAGGCUGUGAUUAGCGGGUUGAAGUUCCUACGAGCCGGCAGAGACACUCGUGUCCCGGAUGAGCUCGUAAAACUUGCCACGGCUGUUCCAGGGCUUCGAGUCUUUGACGCAGGAGUGACGAACCACGUCAGCUGGCUCGGCUGUGGUUACGCCGGAGACGACAACAUCAGGACUGCAGAUGUCAUUCUUGUCCUUGACUGCGAUGUUCCAUGGAUCCCGACUAGAUGCAAGCCCAGAACGGAUGCCUGUGUCAUUCACGUCGAUGUUGAUCCACUGAAACACAACAUGCCAGUCUUUUACAUCAACGCUCAGCAUCGAUACCAGGCCAACGCAUUCGUGGCCGUCACUCAGAUCAAAGACUACAUUGCUUCCAAUGAUGAAAUACAGUCCGUCAUCACUUCGCCUCUCUACGCCAUGCGCCUGUUGGGCUUACAAGAAACCCACGCCAACCGCAUGAUAAGGAUCGCUGAUGAGGCAAAGCCUUCACCUGAAGGCUUUUUCGGCGCCCCGAAUUUGAUGGACCAGCUGCGAAAGGCCGUUCCCAAGAAUACAAUCUUCGUCGUCGAAGCAAUCACCAACACGCAGUCCGUCGCAGAGCAGCUUCGAUUGACGACUCCUGGCUCCUGGUUCAAUAGUGGCGGAGGUGGUCUUGGUUGGAGUGGAGGAGCGGCUCUCGGCGUGAAAAUGGCCUCAGACUUUACAGGGUCGAGACAGUUCGUCUGUCAGGUCGUAGGCGACGGUUCCUAUAUGUUCUCCUUUCCGGCAUCCGUCUACUGGAUCGCACAGCGCUACAAGAUUCCGAUUCUCACAAUCGUUUUGAACAACAAUGGAUGGAACGCCCCGAGGAACUCCCUGCUCUACACCAGACCGGAAGCUUCAGCUCUCAAGGUUUCUAGAGAAGAACUUAACAUCAGUUUCUCACCAACGCCGGACUACGCGGGGAUCGCUGCCGCAGCUGGACGUGGAGAGGUCGGCUGCUUCAGAUCUUUCAAAGCUGAUGAUUUAGCGGAAACGUUGCGCAAAGCUGUUCAGUGUGUCUUAGAAGGACACAGUGCUGUGUUUGAGGCACAGUUAGACGGUCCAGACGGCAAACACAUGGGAAAGCAAUAG